Venturia canescens is the source of this 4532-nucleotide messenger RNA. RefSeq lists its product as uncharacterized. The transcript has 11 exons. The coding region runs from base 264 to 4325 and encodes 1353 amino acids. The record is from RefSeq and is a predicted model, not a curated record. NCBI's taxonomy places the organism in Eukaryota, Metazoa, Arthropoda, Insecta, Hymenoptera, Ichneumonidae.
AGCGUUCUCACAGCGCAAAUAGAAAUAGCGCAGUAUCCGGAAUUUGCGGGCUUUUAUCGUUUAUUUACGUUGAAAUAAGAAAUCACAAAUUUUGUUAAUUGUCUUCAGUUAUGUUGAUCACAACAGGAAUCCUACAAAGUGUCGUGAAGCUUCCAAUAAUCUAUGAUUUUUAUUACAAAACUAUUUAAAUAUUUAUCUUAUUUCCUCUGUUAUUCAUUUAUUUAUCGCAAUCACUGAGACCAGGAGAAAUUCACGCAAAGAUAAUGUCAAACCACGCAGAGUUGACGUUUAAGGAUCUCCAAAAUGACGAGCGGUACAAGAGGUUAGAACGCACGUUGAAAAUGGCAUUGUUGAAGAAUACUGAAAGUAGAACAAUAGAGAAUGGAAACACUGGCGGAUGGCCAAGUAUUUCUAGUAUAACUGGUGACAAUCUAGAUAUGAGUUGUGCCGCAAUGUCAUCCAGAUCAUCGAGGAAUGGCAGUGAAGUUAUCGCGUCGAGUUCAACCCUAAGAAACUUGUUGCACAAAAAAAUGUCUAGCGAUAUUUGCAACAACGUGGGAACUGCGAGCGGAAUUCAAUUUUUGGAAAAGAAAGAUAAAGACAGUCUGAUGAUGCCACCACCUAGAAUGCCAGGUCUUUUUUCAGGUCAACCUAAAAUAACUGAGUUAGAAAAACAGUGUACACCUUUUGCAAAAAUGUUGCCAAAUCAAGGCAGAAAAAAACAAGCUUUUGCAAUGUCCACUCCAAAAAAUAGCGAACCCUCGGUUACUCAUUCUCUAAAAUGUGUUGAUGAAGAUCCUAACGCUUGCUUUGAAGAACGAAAUGAAUAUCAUGGAAAAAAUUAUUUAAAAGACAGUGAUAAUGGUGAACGAAACAGAACGCAAGAAAGAAUUUUCUCAAGAUGGCGUGUUUUACUGAACGACAAGAGCCAGUUGAUCAUUAAAGGAACUCUGGAAUGUGGAAAAAUUGCUAGGAGCAAACCUGUGAUCAGAAGACUCAGCGCUACCAGCGUUCAGUCUAUUUUCAAACACACUUAUCAUCUCCAGGGCAAUCUUGUCGAUGAACGAAAUGAAUUACCCGAUUACGUGAGCGGAAAGUUUUACAACGGUUUUCCGGACGACUGGGAGAACGUUUACCAAGUGUGGCGAAAUUUCGUUAGUGGUGGCAGCAGAUUGAGUUUUCGUUGGCCAACUGCAAUAACUGAUAGCGACGACGAUAUUAAGAGUGGAAUAACGGAACUCUCGUGUUAUCCGAGAUUUGAAAAGCACACUAAAUCAAAAUCGCCUCGUAAGCGAACACGAUGUUCAAAACCGUUGUCCCCAAUUGCUUCGACAUCGACCAACAAGGAAAAUGAGAUAGCCAUAAAUCAGUGCGCUUGUUCUCACGUCAAAUCUCCUGUUCCAGGAAAUUCCCUCGAAACUUCGAUAAAAUCGAUAGAAAGUUGGCCACUGAACACCACACAAAGUAGGCACACUAGCGAAUGCGGAGAUCGGGAACAUAAAAAUAGAUCGAUGCACAACAUUACCAACCCUGCAAGUUUGAACAGUACUUGUAAAAAUUCUGGAAAUUCAUUAACGAAUAUUAUUCAGGAAGACAAACUCAACAUAAUACUCAACAAUUUAGCGGAUAAAAACUGUCCCCUCCAAUAUAUACAAAAAAUCAUGGAAAUGCUCGAGUGCAUGAAGUAUGUAAUUUCUUAUCAAACGGAAUCUAAUAACGCAGAAACUCAGAUUUCUUUAAACGAUGAGGAAUCGUGUACUCGGAAACCGACUAAUCAGCUCGUAGAGGAAAAACUUGACUGCGGAAGCAUAGCACAACAUUCGAAGAACGUGUUUCCUGAAAAUACAACUGAAAAUCAAACUGUACCAGCUAAAUUGUCCCAAAGCCGACGAGACAAAAGUGCUCGGCGAAAAUUAUCGAAAGGAGAUUACGAUAGUACUGAAUCGGAAAACGAUUGUCACGAACCACGAAAACGAAGAUCAGUACACUCACGUUUCCAAGAGAAAACCCGGAAAUCCCACAAAUAUCAAAAUAGCAAAUCAUCAAGUUUAAUCACGAAAAUCAAAUGUACCGGAGCAUCGCUUGAAACAGAAAAAGUGACUGAUGCUCACACAAAUAGAGACAGCCAAAGUGAGUUAAGUUUGAGCGAGAAUGAAUUUUUAGAUGAAAGGAAUACGAAGAGAAGUUCGCGAGAUAAAGUAAUCAUCAGUUCUGGAAAACCCAGAAUUAUGGCACACGAUGUCCGUGGAGUUAUCAAUAACCAUGACUCGAGCGUUAGCUUCACCGAAGAAGAACGUGAAGAAAAUUACAAGCCUCGAAUGAAAGCCUUGAGGCAAGCGAACUAUGACUCGAGUGUUAGCAUAACCGAAGAUGAACGUGGAGAAACUCGAAGCGGACUUGCAAAUGUUGAGAAAUUGAACUAUUCUCCAAAAAUUCUCCAAACUCAGCCAGUUCAACCGGAAAUACGUAGAAUAGAAACCCGAGAUGUGCUAAGAAGCUCUUCGAAGUGCAACAACGAGUCGAAUUGCGUUUCUAUCGAUUCGGGAAUCGAGAGAACUAGUUCUGCUCACCGGUUACCAGUUGAAACUCCAACGAUCGAAAGAUCAACAUCGAUAGACGCAAGUAAUAAAAAAACCCGAUCUUCCGAAGGUAAUUUUCCCCACGAACAAGAAAUCUCAACUGAUUUUUCCCCGAGCCCGAAUCACCAAAAAAUUCAGAACCCCAUACGUUCGAUCGUAGAAACGGCAUCGCACAAAUCAGUCGCUGCCGAUCCCUCCAACGGACCUGAAUUUCACCAAAUUCGCAACAACGUUCCAUUGUCUCCAACAAAAAUAAAAAUUCUAAAGAAGAAGCCUGUCGUCGUCAUCAGCUCCGAGCCCGUGCAUGUCGAUUUACGGAAGUACUAUCGAGCAAAUAUAAAAAAUGGAAUCGAAAAUUGUACGAAUGCUACUAGCCCCCCUCGACACUGUCAGGAACAGGUGGAAAAUGAAGAAUCAACGGAUGAAGCAAAAAAUCUGCCAAACAAAUCAAAAAAUUCCAUGAAAUCUGUAACAGAACGUAUCAAGAUUACAGAUCAGAUUUUAAGUUCCCAAUCACCAAAGAAAGGAAUAAAUAUUAAGCCUGUUGAUCAGAAAGCAGAGACCGAAGAAAUAAAGCUGACAAAAAACAAAUCAGUGAGCGAUGUUGAAAAUUUGUCCCUUCCCAAGUACGGAUCUGAAGAUAAACCCAAAAAGCUCACUCGCUGGGUACCCGUUGUCAUUUGUGACGACAAUAACUCUAAAUGUCACUUGGUAUUUGAGGGAAAAUUGUUAAAUGAAGCUGAUCACGUCGAAAAUCGAAAAUUUACAACUGAUUUUGUUGAGCGAAGAAUAAAUGCCAAAUUAGUGAGAACAGUUAGCAACGUACAUUAUUUACUUGUUGGCGAUUUAUUUGAUAAUAAAAAAGUGGUCCCGAAAGAAUUGCUUAAAGAAUGUCGCUCCGGCUGUCCCAGUAAUAUAAACCGUUUUUGCGAAAAAUGGAAAGUACUGUCUACAGACGAAAACAGAACUCCAAAUGCACAUGACUUACACUCGACAUCGGUUGACUGUCUCGGCGUGCCGACCAGUUCUCGAGGUCGACGUAUAUUGCCGCCUUUAAAUUAUUGGACAGGCGAACGAAUCAUUACAAAAGAUAAUACAGCAGUUUACACUCCGGGGACUUGUAAAGAAUUGUCCGUUACUUCAUCAUUCGAUAAGAGUUCUGAAGAUAACCCUGCUGAUGGGAAACACGCAUCAAAAAAGCGUACUCGGGGCGCAGGUGGAACAAGCAAAAAAGAUGCGACGAAUGUGUCACCUCCAGUCGCAAAUAAAUCGUCCGUGACAAGAUCUUCAUGUCGACAAGAAUUACCGAAGGAGAAAAUUAUGGAAAGGAGAUUAGCGAGAAAAAUGCAAUACUCUUCUAGUGGAUCCGAGGAAGAUGAACCGAAAGUCAGAACUGCACCUAUGAAAAGAAAAAUGAAAGCGAGUGAUGCGACGACAAAAGGCAGUACCGCACCAAAACGAAUAUUGAGACAUACUAGUAAAAAUACAGCUUCGCCUCCGAGUUUUGAGCAGUUCUUCCAGAGCUCGAGCUCACCAGAUUCGUUCAAAAAACCAGCCGUGAUGGAGCCGAAAUCAAAGCCGAGCAAGCGUCAAAAAGUACAUAAAGAUGAAGCUCAAACCGUUGCUGUCGCUGGAUCUUCGAAACAAUUGACGAUGAGAAAAUCGUCCGGAGUAACGUGCGCGUUCUACAGGAACGUUCCUUGGCACAAUGACGACUUGUCAGAAGAUCAAUUAUCCACAGUGUAAACAUUAGUUUCGAGGCGAACUUGCAUAACACAUUUUCCAUUAUGAAUAUGAAAUAUUCUAGUGAAUAAAGUUUAUUAGUCUAAGGAAAUCAUUAUUUAAAAGACCAUUGAAAAAAAAAACUUUUGGAGUAUAUAUCGUUUAAUAUCACUGUCAAGCCAUUGUACAAAAUAUAUGCGAACGUUAUUCUUGUGGUGUAAACGAACGUAA